Molecule: messenger RNA, 442 nt
Organism: Phytophthora infestans T30-4
Lineage: Eukaryota; Oomycota; Peronosporomycetes; Peronosporales; Peronosporaceae
Exons: 1
Coding region: 7-315 (102 amino acids)
Source: RefSeq, a predicted model, not a curated record
CGUAAAAUGAGCUCACUGCGAGGUGCACUGCGACCUGCGCUGCGUGCGCUGCAGUCAUCGACUACGUCUUCGGCGCCGCUCACGUUGCGUAGUAUGAGCUCUGCUUCCUCGUCACGUUUCGACCGGUCUGCAAAGCUGGCUGACGAGAGCAUCAUGGAGCAUCUCGUGUGUCCUAUCUCCAAGCAUCCGCUGCGGUAUGACGCCGAGCGCGGCAGUCUCGUGUGCGACGAGAUCAACGUCGAGUAUCCGAUCUGGCAAGGAAUCCCUAUGCUCGUUCCCUCUGAAGGACGCAUUAUCAACAACGACCAGCACUAGGACGUUAGAAAGCCUAUACCGGUGACCGCGAAAGCGAGGACGGGCACAAUGAAGAUGCAGAUUUGAGAAGAGAAUAAUAAGUUGUUAUCACGAAACACAGGCCUAUCGGGAUUUGCGCAGAGUAUUA